CACGUUCUUGACAAACAUGUUAGUGCGCCGCCUUUGCCUGGCCAAGGAUGGCCUGCUCAAGCAGCUACACCGAGCCAUUGGCAUCCCUGCCUCCCAUCAGCAUGGACACUUCUUCUCCACGGAAGCGAGCAACGGCAAGCCAGAAGCGAAGGAGCUCAUCUACGAAGCUCCGUUGGCUCGACCCGUUCGAAUGAUGAAGGCAGUGUCCGUCACGUCGUGCACGUUGACCUCCAUCGGGAUGCCUGUCACGUGCAUCUAUGGCUCCGUGUUGUCGUCAGUGGUGGCCCAGUGGGCGAUGUGCAGCACCAUCAUGUUUUUCGGCAUGGGGACCACCGCGCUCUUUCACGUCCUCUUCAAGCCGUAUGUCCUUCGCUUGUGGAUCGACCGAGACUCGGAGCUCGUGACCGUUGAAACCCUCAACUUGCUCGCGGCCAAGACUACCUCCGCCUUCCAACUGACCGACGCGACGUUCCCAGACAAGUCCAUGCACCCCAUGAUCAACUUCAAGGCCAAAGACAAGCACUACUUUGUCCAUCCCGAAGCGUUCGACGAAGCGGAUCGCGCAGUUGUUGAAAAGCUCCUCGGUCGCCCCCUCGAAGAACUUUUGCCCAAGCCCGACGAAGACAAGGACGAAUAAAUAAUCCUAACCACAAAUACUACUUGGGAAUAAAUACCAUUGGAUAUCCA
Messenger RNA from Aphanomyces astaci, 687 nucleotides. RefSeq lists its product as hypothetical. The transcript has 3 exons. Gene Ontology annotation, cellular component: mitochondrial membrane. The coding region runs from base 17 to 637 and encodes 206 amino acids. NCBI's taxonomy places the organism in Eukaryota, Oomycota, Saprolegniomycetes, Saprolegniales, Verrucalvaceae. Gene Ontology annotation, biological process: mitochondrial proton-transporting ATP synthase complex assembly. The record is from RefSeq and is a predicted model, not a curated record.